AAGAAAAAAAGCAGCAGCUAAAUAGAGGAGAAAAUAAAACCCCUCAUCACGGUGUUCAUCCAAGCGGUCGGCGUUUUGCUUCGGAUAGCUCACAAAGUUCAACUCUAGCAAUUUACGAGCCUUCGAAUCUGUUCUAUUGUACUAUUUUUGCAUAUUUUCUGAUUAUUGGCAAUCUUUAGAAGCGGAUUCUAUUAUCGGUUCUACAUUUAUUCUGUCUAAUUUGUCUGCAAAUACAAACGGCGAUUACUGCGACUUCGAAUAUAUACUUCUUCUCCGUUAUUGUUUAUGUUUAUCCAUGAUGAUUGGGCGCAAACUCUUCAAAACAAAGUUAUGCGUUCUUUAUCAGAAAGGACACUGUUCUCGCCCAAGUUGCUCGUUCGCUCACGGGAACGCUGAACUCAGGCGAUUUGCUGGUGCUUCUUCCGGUAGACAGGAAUAUAGAGAAAAUGAUUUACGGCAUAAGCUUGACAGCAGGCACUCUCCCCUGCAGGAAAGGGAUUCCAGAGGGCGACAUGGACCUCGUGAGUAUAGCUCAUCCUGGUCACUUGAACGAAAUAGUGACCAUAAAAGAAGAAAAAAGGAUCAUGGGGAUUCCCGUACUGAUUAUGCUGGAAAUUUGAGGAUUAUAGAUAGGAGUGAAGAGCGAGAUCGGGAAGGGAAAAUCUCAUCUUCUUCUAGAGACACUCUUGAGGAGCAGUUAAACAAGAUGCAGGCUGAUAUUGAGAUGGCUGAGCACCACAGACACCAAGCUGAAGUCUACCUGGAGGAGAAAAUCCAAGAAGUGGAUAGUUUGACUUCUAGAAUUCAGGAGCUAGAAUCUCAAUUAUAUAACGAGAGGGAGGAGUGUCGAAGGAUCAAAUCAAAAAUCAAGAAGUUUGUCAAAGCACAUAAUCGUUAUUCAGGGAUACAAGAUGAACUGAAGCGGUCGCAAUUCCGACUUCAACAGUUGGGAGAUCAGCUGGGGUCAGAUGUAAAUAAAAUUGGUGCCAAUGAAGAAGACUCAAGUGUCAACAUUGUAAGCGAUGGAGAGGACCCCAGCUAUCAUGCAGCCGGUCCUCUUCAUCACCUGCAUAAGGACACUUCUGCAAGCAAGAGGAAGUUGCAUGUUGAUCAAGAUAUUGCGGCAAACUCAAAACGAGCUGAUUUACACAAAGGAAGUAAAGAGGCAGUGGGAAGAUUGAGAAGGAUCUCUCGGUGGAAUGCCCAUCCUGCUAAAUCGGUGUAUAGCAAAAUUGAGGCAAUUCGCAAUGAAAACAAUGAUUAUAUACCUAAAGCAAAUGAAAGCAGGCAGAAGAGGGGAAAGGCAUCUAAUAGUGUUUCUACUGCAGACAAGGUUAGGAGUCUAGAUGCAGGUGUUGUAGUGCCAUUAACCAGCAUGGCUGCCCAUGCGGUUAAUGAGGAAGUUGAUAUUGAAUUGGAAGUUAACAAUGAAGUGAGCGAUCGGAGGGAAAGUACUAAGGAGGCUGCGUCGGGCAGCGUGCCUCUCCUGCCCCCUCCACCAUCUCCAAUCCAUAAAAUCAACCAUUCAAGGUAUGAGGGUGAAGAUCAAAAUAUAGAUGUGGAGGUGGUCGAUGAUGAAAGUGCGGGGUUGGACAAUGCUUAACUUUGGAUCCUACAGCUUUAGAUGGUAGAACAAUUGUUAGACCUUAGUCUAGUGAAAUUGGUUUCAUGGAGUUCGCAGGAUGGGGUUUUUAUGGGUCUUAUUGAACUCGUUUGUAAUUUCCAGUUUUAUUUGCAUAUCAGAUAUCGGCGACCUCCCUCCAUUUUACUUUUUUAUGGCAGAUUUUGAUUGUCAUUUUCAUAUUA
Cucurbita maxima (winter squash) is the source of this 1806-nucleotide messenger RNA. RefSeq names its product zinc finger CCCH domain-containing protein 40-like. The record is from RefSeq and is a predicted model, not a curated record. Bases 296 to 1603 code for a protein of 435 amino acids. The transcript has 11 exons. Gene Ontology annotation, molecular function: metal ion binding. Lineage: Eukaryota; Viridiplantae; Streptophyta; Magnoliopsida; Cucurbitales; Cucurbitaceae.